GAGCGGAUCAGUUGUUUUGCCGAAGUCGCGGAACGAGUGCUUUUCGGCAAGAACCUGACCUGGGCGGGACCGUUCAUCUCGACAGAACCUCAAACUCCAGCCCUUGCAAUUGAGCGUCACGCAGACCCUCGACGGAACAAUUCUCGAGACUCGAACCCCCCCGAAAUACCGACAUCAUGAGCUUCGUCACCCGCCGAGCGCUCUCGACGCUCAUCCCCCCCAAGGUCGCUUCUCCUAAGGCCAUUGGCGCUGCUCCUGAUGCUAUCCGCAUGCAGCGUGUCGUCAGCUUCUACGAGAAGCUCCCCCGAGGUGCCGCCCCCGAGGUCAAGGCUAAGGGUCUCCUCGGCCGAUACCAGGCCAAGCACUUCGGCAAGAACCCCACUGGCAAGCCUAUCAUUCACCUGAUUGUCUUCCUUGUCAGCAUCGGUUACGUCCAGAACUACUACUUCCACCUUCGCCACCACAAGAACAACGCUCACUAAGCAGCUUAAAAUGGCGUUUAGAUACCUUAGAUGGAUCAUUGUGUGAGAGGGAGCGGGGGUCGUGUACAUAUAAACUCCGGAAACUUCGCGGUCGAGCACGCGCCUUGGCUUCCCCAUGUAUCUCUAACAAGCAAGUGAUGUGACAAUGCCAUCACGUUUUUGGUUAUGCGCUGUUCUUUUGUUCUACGUAGUGCUGUGCCUUCGGAGCGGAAGCUUUCUGUGUAUCCAUACCUCUGUCAGAAUUGUAAGCUUUUUGGGUGGUGCUGCAUUCUCAAGCUCUUCCGCAUUCUGCACAGAGACCGACCGAUAUUUGAGUUGCUAAAUUUUGCACGUCAAGAAUUCCUCUCGGCUUUCC
Molecule: messenger RNA, 837 nt
Organism: Fusarium oxysporum Fo47
Lineage: Eukaryota; Fungi; Ascomycota; Sordariomycetes; Hypocreales; Nectriaceae
Product: F1F0 ATP synthase subunit f
Exons: 5
Coding region: 177-482 (101 amino acids)
Biological process (GO): proton motive force-driven ATP synthesis
Source: RefSeq, a predicted model, not a curated record